AACCAGCGUGUUUGCAGAUCGCAGACCCGGUGUGGCUGAGGCCGGGGGCAGCUCCUGACAGUCCGCUCCCCAGCGCGUCGGGGGCCCAGAAAGCCACCAUGGCCAAACUGCUACAAGCCCCUCCCAAAUUCCUGCUGCCCGAGUGGCACAUUGCUAACAAGAGCCAGUACAGCAGUGCUGAAUCUCAGCGCGCCAGGUCGGAGCGCCUUGUGGCUGAGAGCCAGAGGCUGGUGGAUGAGAUUGAAAAGACCACCCAGAGAACACAGAGUGACGUCAACAAGAAGAUCGAGCAGAGACUUGAUGAAAUAAAAUUCUGGAAGAAGGAAUUGGAUGACAAACUCGAUCAGCUCAUAAAGGAGACUGAAGUGCUGUUCACAUUUAGGACGAGAUUGGAGAAGGCCCUGGAGAGCUGCCAAGAGCCCUUGUACAUUGCCCAGAAAUGUCUGAUGUAUAGGGAGCAACGUGUUGGGAUUGACCUAGUAUACGAUGAGGUGGAUCGUGAGCUGGCCAAGGAGGUGGAGGUCUUGCAAGGGGUCAUAUCCCUGCUCCAGCGCACCCUGGAAGAGACCUCAGAGCAGCUCAGGUUGAACCGAGCUGCUAAAUACCACCUUGAGAAGGAUCUGAAGGACAAGUUUGUUGCUCUGACCAUCGAUGACUUCUGUUCCUCACUCACCAACAACAACCCUGAUAUCUGCUAUGCCCGUAAUGUUGUCAGAAUUGAGCCCAACUCUGUGAGUGUUGAUGACUGGGUGGAUUUCUCCAAUGUCAAUGUGGAGAAGGCAGAUAAACAGAGGAACAACACGCUGGCUCUUGAGGCCUUGAUCGACAGAAUUCUGUCCCAGACAGCCAAUGACCUGCGCAAACAGUUUGAGACUGUGAACCUUGCUUUACAAAACCGGAUCAAAGAAACAAAAGAUGCCAAGGAUAAGUUGGCUAUGCACCUUGCCAAGGCCCCAUGGUCAGGGACUCUGCUCAGAGGGGAGGCAGGUGCUGGGUACCAAAUGAGCGGUGUAGACAGAGGCCUGAGGCAGCAGGAGGCUUUGGAGAGGGAGCAGGUGGGCCUAGAGGUAAGACUUAGAUGAGGGGGGAAGACUGAGGAGGGCUUUGCUUGCACAAAACAUGGAGAUGGGACUCCAGGUGGGACAUGGGAAGUGCAGCCUGAUUAGAACCAAGGAUUUGUGUGGUGGGAGGGAGUAGCAGAGGAAGAGGCUGGAGACAGGUGGAUCAGGAAACAGACUUUAGAGACCCAUGGUAGCUUCUGAUCUAGCCCAUUUGUAGACAAGUCUGCAUGAGUGAGCGUUCCAGCCAGGAGGAGGAGAGGGUGUGGUGUGGAGAGAAGGGUUGGAGGUCUGCUUGGACCGUGGGCUAUGGAGCAGACCCAGCAGAAGGAGGAGAGGCUGUGGUGUGGGGAGAAGGGUGGAGGUCUGCUUGGACCGUGGGCUAUGGAGUAGACUCGUCAGAAGGAGGAGAGGGUGUGAUGUGGGUCUACUUGGACCAUGGGCUUUGGAGCAGACCCCAGUCAGAAGGAUGAGAGUGGAGGGGAAGUGAGAAGGGGCCAGAAGCAUGCUUGGACCUUGGGCCACGGGGAAGGCUUCUGCUGAAACUGCAGCCUUAGUGGGUCUGAAGAGGAGGCUAGACCCUGAGCCUCAUGGUGCUGGGUGCAGACCUUGGACAGGGAUUCAUGCACCCACUUGCCUUGGCUCGCUCAGGUGAUGGAUGAGAUCACCUCCCAGGAAAACAACAUUGCAGCUUUAAAUAAAGCCAUCCUUGACAAAGAGGGCCCUGCCAAAGUGGC
Vombatus ursinus (common wombat) is the source of this 1795-nucleotide messenger RNA. It is a transcript of the gene TEKT1, whose product is annotated as tektin 1. Gene Ontology annotation, biological process: cilium assembly; cilium movement involved in cell motility. The transcript is spliced from 7 exons. Gene Ontology annotation, cellular component: microtubule cytoskeleton; nucleus. The coding region runs from base 99 to 1082 and encodes 327 amino acids. The record is from RefSeq and is a predicted model, not a curated record. NCBI's taxonomy places the organism in Eukaryota, Metazoa, Chordata, Mammalia, Diprotodontia, Vombatidae.